Periophthalmus magnuspinnatus is the source of this 3160-nucleotide messenger RNA. Its product is annotated as suppressor of tumorigenicity 14 protein homolog. Gene Ontology annotation, molecular function: protein binding; serine-type endopeptidase activity. Lineage: Eukaryota; Metazoa; Chordata; Actinopteri; Gobiiformes; Gobiidae. Bases 380 to 3034 code for a protein of 884 amino acids. The record is from RefSeq and is a predicted model, not a curated record. The transcript has 19 exons. Gene Ontology annotation, biological process: acrosome reaction; proteolysis.
AAGGGCACAGUAGCCAAGUUCCGAUUGUAAUACCUCACACACGUUUCACUCAAGCACUGUUUUGUUCCCUGUAGCCAUAGCCCCAUACACAAGGAGUAAGUUUGCCCACAAUAUCUGUCGCACGGAUGGUUGUCCGGAUUGUACCCUUCAUAGUGCUCUCAUUGUGCCGCGCUGCAUUCUGGGGCUCCGUGUGACACCUGCCGCCCAGGUGAACGGGAGGCGGUGAAUGCCCACUGCAUCCGAGACGCUCAGGUCGGGUUUCUGCACUUUUUUCUGAAAGGAAGCGGCACCGGGGGUUUCCUCUCUCCCUCUCUCUCCAUCAUUUCUAUGCCCGGGCUUUGUUGCCUAGUGCCUCUGUGGAGCUUCACGGGACAGUGCUAUGAGGACUCUCCCUAAAAGUAAAACUUGUCAAGUCUACUGCGUCUCUGAAGAUGAACUCUCAAGCCAAACCACUACACAGGGAGAGGGGAGGUUGAAGGAGCCCAUCCAGACACCAAGCCCCCCCACAAAGCCGGAGCAGCAAAGAGCUGAGGGGGGGGCUCCAGUGUGUGCCUCUUGGAGGAGAUGGCUGUUAGGUCUUUCACUUUUCAUUCAUUCAAGUGUAGCCAUUGCACUGACACUCCACUUCUCCAGAUCUCCUCCCUCCUCAGUGUUCUUUCUCGGUGGCUGCGUGGAGUUCACAAACUUGAGUUUUUCCUCAGAGCUCGUAGACUCCACAUCUGCGCGUUUUCGCCUGCAGGCUCAGGCUCUAAGCCAUUAUUUUUCUGAACUCUAUGAGUCCACGCCGUGGAGCACUUACUAUCUGGGCUCAGGAAUCACUGCCUUCAGCGAAGGAGCAGCAGGACUUAAUGUUUUCUAUUGGAGUAAAUUUUCUGCCCCAGAAGAUGUUGCUAUUGCAAUCCGCCAAUCCAACCCAGGGAGGUUACAGCGUCGACUCCCAGGCAUCAAUAAAGUUCUGCAGGACAGUCACCACGAGCAGCGCUACUUCAUGGAGCAAGACCCAGACAUGCUUCACCUGUUGGGACUGGAUCCUGAUGACUUUGAAUCUGAAGAAAAAUCUGACAAAUUUAAGAAUCCAAACAGCAUCCAGGGUGGAAAGUGGCAGCUUGGUUUCCAGGCUAUGUCCUUCGACUUAUAUGCCAAAUAUGGGAACAACCGCACCCUGAGCCUUGUGAAUCCUAAGAAGCCCUACUAUCAGUGGCGUCUGCGUGUGCCAUCGGGACAUGUGGUCCGGCUGGUGGUUUUGACUCUUCAAGGAGCCACUCCAGGCAGCUGUAUUGCUCACAAGCUCUCUGCCUAUGACUUCUUACUUCCUUUACAAAACAAGAUCAUUGCAAGAUGGUGUGGACUACCUGUUUCUGGGUCAUCUCCGGUCAUGAAGCUCAUGUCGUCUGGAAAUGUCAUGUUGGUCACUUUCUCCUUCAGCAGACAAAGAGACGGAGCCGUCUUUAAAGCUUAUUUCCAGGCCAUUCCAAAAGCAGGUUGUGGGGGGUCAAUUUCAUCCUGGAAUGGUUCAAUUUCUUCCCCUUACUACCCAUCCUUCUAUCCUCCAAAUACAGAGUGCACCUGGACAGUACGGACCCCGAUGCCUGGAUAUCUGAUCUCCAUGACAAUUGUGAAAUUUGACAUUCAGGAUUCUUCCUCAUCGGAUGGCUGUGAGAAGGACUGGCUGGACAUUGGAGGUGUCAAACUAUGUAAUCCUAUUGUGGAGAGCACCAAGAAGCGCGUGUUCUCAUCUCCACUGUCCAUCCAGUUUUACUCAGAUGAAUCCAUCACUCACCCGGGUUUCUAUCUGAUCUACAGAGCGUUUUCCCCAGAGGGCACAUGUCCACGGCAGUUUCGCUGUGGGGAUGGGCGCUGCAUUCCACUGAGAAAAGUUUGUGAUGGAGUACGAGAUUGCGCUGAUGGACGGGAUGAAGCUAAAUGCAAUUCCUGCAGGCCCAGUGAGGUGCAGUGUGCCAAUGGACAGUGCAAGUCUCAUAGCAGUCAGUGUGUGACCCAGAGCACCUGUUCAGACAGCAGUGAGGAGGGCACAUGUGGCAGCAAGUGCUACCAUGUGUGCCCAAAUAAGCAGUGUUUACCAAAGUCUUCAUUGUGUGAUGGUGUUGUUGACUGUAAAGAUCGAAGUGAUGAACUCAACUGCACUAGAGCAUAUGUAAAAGGCUGCUCUUCAAACUCUUAUAAAUGUGCCAAUGGAAAAUGUGUGAGUAAGGUCAAUCCUGAGUGUGAUGGUGUGAAGGAUUGCUUUGAUGGAUCUGACGAACUGCGAUGUGCCUGUGGGACCAGGCCCAGAAAGCGCACCAAGAUUGUGGGAGGAUCUGACGCAGGUGCGGGCUCCUGGCCUUGGCAGGUCAGUCUGCAGAUGGAGCGAUAUGGCCAUGUGUGUGGAGCCACUCUCGUUGGCAGUCGCUGGCUUAUUUCAGCUGCCCACUGCUUUCAGGACUCAGAUGCAAUCAAAUAUUCUGAUUCUCGUGCUUGGCGGGCGUUCAUGGGAAUGCGUGUGAUGACAUCAGGAAUCAGUGGGGCAGCCAACAGACAGAUCCGUCGAAUACUCAUUCAUCCAAAAUAUGACCAGUUUACCUCAGACUAUGACAUCGCCCUGCUGGAGCUCAGCAUACCCAUCUUUUUCAAUGACCUAGUGCAGCCAGUGUGCAUCCCUGCCCCAUCACACUCCUUCACCACAGGAACCAGCUGCUACGUCACCGGCUGGGGGGUUCUCAUGGAGGACGGUGAACUGGCUUCUCGGUUACAAGAGGCUUCUGUGAAGAUAAUUAGCAGAAAUGCAUGCAAUAAGCUGUAUGAUGAUGCUGUCACUCCCAGAAUGCUUUGUGCCGGGAACUUACAGGGAGGGGUAGAUGCCUGUCAGGGAGACUCGGGGGGGCCUCUGGUGUGCCUGGAGAGGGGCCGGCGCUGGUUUCUGGCUGGAAUCGUGAGCUGGGGUGAGGGCUGUGCCAGGCAGAACCGACCUGGGGUCUACACACAGGUAGUCAAAUUCUCUGACUGGAUCCACCAGCAGACCAAAGGUCAAGUGUGAUUCAAAUGGACACAGGCUCACACCAAAGUGGAGCGUUCUCCAAACAGAUGGAUGAAUGAUGGACAUUCACCACCCACUGACCUCCAGUCAAACUGAAGCAGGGCUCAAAACAAAGAUGUGUAUCAA